AUGACUGCUAUUUAUGCAUUGGUUAUGUCAAUGGCACUUGUAGGAACAGCUGCUCAAAUUGUUAAAUCUGCUUUCUUAGAUCCAAGUGCUGUUUUUUUACCAAGUGUUGCAGCUACAUUUAUUGUUACUGAUCGUCUACAUCGAAAUGAAAUGUUUAAUUUACUUCAUGGUUUUCUUUAUCUUAUUAGAAUUCCUGGUGAUUAUCUUCUUGUUACUUAUGCUUUAUGUAAUUAA
Rotaria sordida is the source of this 234-nucleotide messenger RNA. The record is from the annotation of a GenBank genome assembly. NCBI's taxonomy places the organism in Eukaryota, Metazoa, Rotifera, Eurotatoria, Philodinida, Philodinidae.